Tarenaya hassleriana is the source of this 947-nucleotide messenger RNA. RefSeq names its product methyltransferase-like protein 7A. NCBI's taxonomy places the organism in Eukaryota, Viridiplantae, Streptophyta, Magnoliopsida, Brassicales, Cleomaceae. The transcript has 6 exons. Gene Ontology annotation, molecular function: S-adenosylmethionine-dependent methyltransferase activity. The record is from RefSeq and is a predicted model, not a curated record. The coding region runs from base 97 to 765 and encodes 222 amino acids.
CUCUGAUCUUGUGGAAAAAGGCAUUUCCUUGAAGCCACCGCUACGACGCCGUUUCUUCCCAUCCGUCCCUCCUUACACGCUUCCGGCUCCACGGACAUGAGGAACACAACGCAUCCUCGAAGGCCAGAUUGGUAUCAAGGGUUUUUCGCUUGGUUUCUAUCCAAAUUCAUGGCCUCUUACGAGGCAGAGGUUGCGAGUUACAAGAUGAAGCUGUUUGACAAACUGGUGGAAAAGGCUGAGAAAGUGUUGGAAAUCGGCAUCGGGACAGGACCGAAUCUGAAGUACUACGCUGGUAAUAAGAAUGUUUCUGUUUAUGGUGUGGACCCGAAUCCCAUGAUGGAGAAGUAUGCUCGUGAAUCAGCUGCAGAAGCCGGUCUGGAACCAGAAAAAUUCAGAUUCAUCCAUGCAGUCGGAGAAUCGAUACCAUUAGACGAUGCAUCUGUUGAUGCAGUCAUUGGGACACUCGUUCUAUGUUCUGUCUCAGAUGUAGCUCAAACACUCAGUGAGAUAAAGCGAGUGCUUAGACCAGGGGGAGCCUAUCUUUUCAUGGAGCAUGUGGCUGCAGAAGAUGGGUCGAUUCUGAGGUUUGUGCAGAAUCUGUUGGAUCCAUUGCAGCAAGUAGUUAUAGAUGGAUGCCAUUUAACGAGACGGACAGGAGAGUACAUUUCGGAAGCUGGCUUUAAUGGCGGCCAACAGAUCAACAAGGUCUCUGUGUAUAGCUUUCCACAUAUGAGCUCUCAUGUUUAUGGCGUCGCCUACAAGUGAAAACAAAAACUCUGAGAGGACGAACAAUUCUAUACCUUAAAGCUUUCACAUUUGAAUAAUUUUCGGCCUGUAUAUCCAAGGGAAAAAACAGAGAGGCUAUACUCAUUGCCUUCUUCCUCUGCCACUGUCACGGCAGCGGAAAACAUAUAUAUAUAUAUAUAUGUACCACAACGAAUAUCUUC